This is a messenger RNA of Syngnathus typhle (broad-nosed pipefish), 2074 nucleotides long. It is a transcript of the gene p2ry12, whose product is annotated as purinergic receptor P2Y12. The record is from RefSeq and is a predicted model, not a curated record. The transcript is spliced from 3 exons. Gene Ontology annotation, molecular function: G protein-coupled purinergic nucleotide receptor activity. Lineage: Eukaryota; Metazoa; Chordata; Actinopteri; Syngnathiformes; Syngnathidae. Gene Ontology annotation, cellular component: membrane. The coding region runs from base 512 to 1558 and encodes 348 amino acids. Gene Ontology annotation, biological process: G protein-coupled receptor signaling pathway.
UUCCCUGAGGAUCGGUUGCCGUAUAAGUAGAAGAUCCUUUUCAAAACAUUUGCAACACGCAGUUCCAUCUUGCCGGCAAGGAUACAGUAGAGUAGCGAGUGCGCACUUCUCGGUGUCUACGCCGGCGAUAUAAUUUCACACCACAGUUGCACAAUCCUCACUUGGGCCUUUCAGCCACAACUAAGAUCUUUGCACGUCGUCUUCAGGGAAGCUGUGUCAUGCUGUGGUCAUCCCAAACAUCCAAGGGCUAUUUAUUUUGCAGGCAGGCCUUGUCAACUGCCGUCUUACUUUAACUACGAGACUAUACCCUGAGGGACACCAUUUUGAAUUAAAAAAAAAAAUAGUCGUAAUUAUUCGUCAGGGGACAGACAAAAUAUCAAUAGCAAUAUAAACAUCCAUCCAUCUAUUAAAACGUGACUCUUUGCCUUUUUCAUGUCUGGCCUGAGGAUAAGGCUUUUCCAUUCUGAUUGUCUGCAGAUGUGGUCUUUGCGCCCCUUCAGAAAACAACCAGAUGGUUUUCCUCAUGGACGCCAACGCAACCCUGGGCAACCUGAGCUGCUCCCGCGACAAUGUCCUCAAGACGGUGGUUUUCCCAGUCCUCUACUCGAUUCUGUUCCUUGCCGGACUGGCGCUCAACGGCUUGGCGGUGUGGGUGUUCCUGCGCAUCCCGUCGCGCUCCCAUUUCGUCAUCUACCUCAAGAACGUCGUGGUCGCCGACGUCGUCAUGACCCUCACGUUCCCUUUCAAGGUGUUAGCAGACUCCAAUAUGGCUUCUACCGGCCUGAGAAUAUUCGUGUGCCGGGUUUCCUCGGUUCUCUUCUACCUCACCAUGUACAUCAGCAUCCUCUUCUUCGGACUGAUCAGCAUCGACCGCUGUAGGAAGACCCUGUCACCGUUCAGGGGUACCAACGCUAAGCGGUUGGCCCUCAGGAAGGUUCUCUCCGCCGCGGUGUGGAUCGUCCUUCUGGGGUUCUGCCUUCCCAAUGUGAUCCUGACCAAUGAGACGCCGCGGUCGGAGUAUUUCAAGUGCAGCGACCUGAAGGGUCCGGCUGGGCUUUACUGGCACGAGGUGGUCAAUCACGUGUGUCAGGUUAUCUUCUGGGGGAACCUCCUGAUUGUGAUCGUGUGCUACACGUUAAUCACCAAAGAGCUGUACAAAUCGUAUUCACGCACCAAAACUCGAAGCCCCAAUGGGGGAGGCGGGGCUUCGGCCAAACAGAAGCAGCAGCCCAAAAGGAAGAUGAACAGCAACGUCUUCCUGGUCCUGGCCGUGUUCUUCGUGUGCUUCGUGCCGUUCCAUUUCGCCCGUGUGCCUUACACAAUGAGCCAGACGCGGGAUCUUCUCUUCCACUGCCAACUCAAGCUCUUCUUCUUCCAGCUGAAGGAAAGCACGCUCUUCCUGUCGUCGCUCAACUCACUCCUGGACCCGCUCAUCUACUUUUUUCUCUGCAAGUCCUUUAGGACCACCUUGUUCAAAAUGUUCAGGCUGCCCCCCGGUACCUGCAGCUGGCUGCUCGAGAGGGGCUCGGAAUCAGAUUCUGGCAGCACCACCCCCUGAAACGUGAUGGACUGUCAGGUGACAAGGGACUCGAAGCACCUGAAUUUCAAUAUUUCUUCACGCCUAUGUCGAUGUUAGAUUUGUAAUCAGCUUCUUUGUGCCUCCAUCUCGAUGAAAUCUGUCUCGUUAAGUCUAGUCAAGGUUAUUUAUUGAAUUAAUUAGAAAGGACUCUUAAAGACUUUACAACUAGUUCAGUCAAUUCAUCAGUCAAAGUUGCCUCAAUGGCGCCAUGACAUGAUUAACCAAUACACUGUACACACUUCUGAAGAUCAAACUAUGAAUUGAUUAUUGUUCUUAUGACACCUAUCCAUAUAUUGCAGGUAGUCUUUUUUUUUUUUUUUUUGCACUAUGCUGACUAUUCAACAUUAAAAAUGUGAUUGUAUUUUUUAAUUGUAGUUCAUAGAACACUUGUUGAUGUUAUUUUUUUGUAAACUGUUUCAAUAUUUUUAGAGGUCAUAUGUUGACUUUUGCUGUGAAUAACGCGAUCAAUAAAGUUUGAUUGAGUCACUAAUUGAA